ACACUUCAACGCAUUUCGUCUUUGGUUGAGUCGCACGUUGUGGGGAGUUUUGUAUGAGUUUACGUACCGGUGACAAGCUGCGCUUAAAUAUGAACGCAAUGACAUAAACGAGCCCCAGGAACUACCCAAGUCAAACAUAAAACCUGCAACAUUGAACGAUUCAAGAUGGUUUUAGAAUCUAUUUCAAGGAUAAUCAAAGUCCAACUUCCAGCCUACCUUAAGAGGCUUCCGCUUCCGGACACGAUCGGCGGUUUUGCAAGUUUAACAGUGUCCGACUGGCUCCGGUUGCUGCCUCUCCUGGGUAUCCUGGCUCUGCUGGGCUAUCUGACCAUUCGCCCAUUCCUGCCUAAGAAGAAGAAGCAGAAAGACAGCCUGAUCAACCUGAAGAUCCAGAAAGAGAACCCAAAAGUGGUCAACGAGAUAGACAUUGAAGACCUGAACAGCGCUAAUGUGUGUUACUGUCGCUGCUGGCGCUCCAAAACUUUUCCUGUUUGUGAUAAGUCACACUUAAAGCACAACGAGCUAACUGGAGACAACGUGGGACCGCUCAUACUCAAAAAGAAGAUACUAUAAUUGGCCAUUGAUAUUUUUCCUCUCCCCUCCCUAGUCUUUAGUUUUCAUUUCUCAACCGUUUUUUUUUCUUCUUCAUAUAAAUGCCUACCUUGGUGUCAUGUUUAUGUUGCUCAGAAAUGUGCAGUUUUUAUCUGAAGUGGUCCUAAAACAACUAAAAACACUGUUUGUGUAUGCUUCGUGGUGCAGGUGGGCACAGUUUGUUUUUGUUGCCGUUUGCCAGACCCUGGGCUGUCUAGAGACCGCGUCUUUUACAGUGUGUUCUGGGGACAGGCAGCUUACAGAUAGUUAGGAGAUAUUUGCUGUAUGUGACAACAAAUGUUGCUAAAACAUGUGUGACAUGACUUAGAGCGCCUCUAAUGACAUUGUGCAGUUGGAAUUCCUUUUUCUUUUUCUUUUAUGGGCUUUUGUUCAUUUUUCACUUUUGUUGCUCAAUGGAGCAGCCUUUUUAUGACUUUAAAUCAAAUUUUUAGUCAUGUCCUGUCUUUUUUUUUUCAAAUCAAUUACAAAUCAUUGGGACCAGUUUGAGAGGAACACUUAGGACAUGCAAGAUGCAGUGAUUUUAUGACUUUCAAUAAUCUAAACCCAUCAGGAGCAUCAAUUCCCCCCCCCCCUCCCCCCAGGUAAAUGGUUGUUUAAAUUACAAGCCUAAUACUAGUCCAACCCAUAAGUAACACUUUGUACUGUAUGUCUUUUGGAAGAUUCUUUGGUAUUGUUUAACAGCCGGCCUUUUGUCUGUGUGCCUGUUUCAGGAUGUGAUAUUCUCUUGUAAGUUAUUGUGUGUAUGGGAGGCUACUGGUUAAUCUUCAACUGUAUCUUGUUCAAAUGCUUUAAACAUUUGAGUUUUACAUUGUGUAUUCAAUGCUGUUGCCUAGAAACAUUUCAAACCACUGCACAAUUGAGCAAUAUCCAGUUAUAACAUCAUAAGGUCUUUUUUUUUCUUUUCUUCAUAGCUUCUGUAUUGUCAUAAUAGUUGUAUAUACUGUAGUUGAUCUCCUGCUGGAAUAUUCCUUUAUUAAUCAGCAAUGCUUUUUACAUAAAUGGCGUGUAUUGUCAGAUCUGCAUGAUGAAGCUAUUAACAACUGUGUUUAACCUUUGUGAAAUGAUAGCUUGAAUUGAUUAAUUCUGUUUAAUUUGUAAAAUGUAAAAAGAAACAGUCUGGAUGUUAAACUCAACAGUUUUGGCAAACCGCUGCUUUAUUUCUUUUAUUUUUUUACUAUUUUAUGACUAGGAAACACUCUGUCAACUGGAGCUGAAAACCUUUGAAAUGAAUGAGGUAACAGAGUACAUUACUUUCUAAUUGUCUAAUUUUCAAGUAAUACUUGCAUGGUUAUAUUUUUUAAGGAAUGCAAUACUUUCAGUUCUUCAGUCAAUACAGGGUCAAAAAGAAAAAAAAUCUUAGCCCCAAAUGUGAACUUCAUGGGUGUGCUAGAGGAAAAGUCAG
Molecule: messenger RNA, 2014 nt
Organism: Etheostoma cragini (Arkansas darter)
Lineage: Eukaryota; Metazoa; Chordata; Actinopteri; Perciformes; Percidae
Gene: cisd2
Product: CDGSH iron sulfur domain 2
Exons: 3
Coding region: 166-573 (135 amino acids)
Biological process (GO): autophagy of mitochondrion; regulation of autophagy
Cellular component (GO): intracellular membrane-bounded organelle; mitochondrial outer membrane
Molecular function (GO): 2 iron, 2 sulfur cluster binding
Source: RefSeq, a predicted model, not a curated record